Molecule: messenger RNA, 8330 nt
Organism: Scylla paramamosain (green mud crab)
Lineage: Eukaryota; Metazoa; Arthropoda; Malacostraca; Decapoda; Portunidae
Gene: fid
Product: serine/arginine repetitive matrix protein 2-like
Exons: 11
Coding region: 757-6012 (1751 amino acids)
Biological process (GO): tRNA methylation; tRNA wobble uridine modification
Cellular component (GO): nucleus; cytoplasm
Molecular function (GO): tRNA (5-carboxymethyluridine(34)-5-O)-methyltransferase activity; tRNA binding; S-adenosylmethionine-dependent methyltransferase activity
Source: RefSeq, a predicted model, not a curated record
GAGUAGGAGUAGGAGUAGGAGGAAGGGCUUCGUACGCGCCGGCCAGCUCUCUACGGCGUUGCUGACGUCAUGUCGCGAAAAUCAAUACCGCAGUUAAGGCUUGGAGGUGCAGUGUGUGGCCGCGGGUCGAGCGAGACGCGGCUCCUUAACUCAGCGGCCAGUGGGAUGGGCAGCGCUGAGGCCCCCGAGUGAUAAGUGGACAGUGCCAGCCAGUGCCCCGGGCUGACGUGCAGUGACAGUGUCCUUAACGCCCCGCCGCGCCCCAACACCUCCUCCCACACACACACUUCCGGCAUGAAGCACCAAUGGGGAGCCGGACCAACUGAAGAAAGAACAAGGAGAAGAGUGGAUAAGGAGGAGGAUGAGGAGCAGGAGGGGUUAUGUGUGGUCUGGUAACACUGCCUGAUAGGAAGUGAAGGACUCUUAAGGGCUCAUAAGGGUUCUCAUUCACCCUUACACUUUAAACUUAUACUGUGCUACCACUCGUCAGCCUCUACACACAGCAGGUAUGAUGACGUAAUCAGCAUGGGUGACAUCACGAGCACCGCCACCACCACCACCACCAUCACCACCACCAUCACCACCAACACCACCACCCAGUCCGCCUUCAAACCCGCCCCUUCAGCGCUCACACCCGCCCACGCUAAUGCCGGAUGAGGGCGGUGGGCGGCAGUGAGGGUGGUGCUGCUGCUGCUGCUGGUGAGGGUGUGGGCGGGGCGUGCCGGAGCGCGGGCGUGUGGGGGCCGUGGCAGCACCAUGAGUCCGGAGGAAAGCCGCAAGGAGAGGGAGGCUCGCUCGCUGGCCCUCGAGCGCGCCUACGUCCACGAUGUGUAUGACCAGAUCUCGGUGCAUUUCUCGAGCGGCAGGCACCGAGUGUGGCCCCGCGUCAGGCAGUUCCUCCUCGACCUGGAGCCGGGGUCCUUCGUGGCCGAUGUGGGAUGUGGCAAUGGAAAGUACCUACACGUUAACCAGAAAGUGAUGAAGCUUGGUGUGGAUCGCUGCCUCAACCUAACCAACACAGCCAGAGAGAGAGACCAUGAGGUGAUGGUAAGUGAUAACCUGGCCCUGCCCUUCCGUGAUGAGGCCUUCGACGCCGCUCUCAGCAUUGCCGUCAUCCACCACUUCGCCACCACGGAGCGGCGGGUGCGGGCCCUCAGGGAGCUGGCGCGCAUACUGCGGAUUGGCGGGCGUCUUAUGAUUAGUGUGUGGGCGAUGGAGCAGCGGCACAGGAAGUUCGAGUCUCAGGACGUGCUGGUACCGUGGCACCGCCCCGAGCACUCCUCCAGCGACGACAAGACGUCAAGCAUCGAACGAGACCUCAACUCCACCACCACUGACGAUGACGACGUGUUACACUACCACGCCCACAACCACAGCGACAGCGACUCCUGUCCCUCCAACAGGCACGGGGGUCGCAAAAAUGGCCGCAGACGCACUCGGUCACGUGCCAUAGACCCGAUUGGAGCCGCCUCCUCCUCUCAGAGCUCGUCAGACCUCAGUAGCCCCAACGAGAGCUGCUACAGCUUCGUUCGGCGGGCACUACAGGUAGCCUCCGACAAUAGCAAGCAGAAGCUGACCAGUAGUCGUCGAGGGUCAUCGUCUUCUGGCAAGUCGUGGUUCCUGCACGGCGGCAGCCUCUCUGCCUUCAAAUCAGACAUGGAGGUGGGCGGGACGUGCGAGCCGCGACCCUCACUCAGCGGCGGCGGCCAGCGGGGCUCCGUCAGCAACGACGGCUCCCUGGACUCUCAGGAGAACCUGGACGACGUGCCUAUCGAGCUGCGUCAUUUGGAACCCGACGAUCCCGCCCUGCUGGACAUUCCCUUAUCCCCCCUCCCACUGCUGCCGACCUCCGCCGGUGGCACUACCACAGGUGGAGACCCAGAAGGCAAGGCUAAAUCCAAGAGUUUGACUGAUUUAGUACAGACAUCGCCACGGUCCCUCAGCGGUCUGCUCGGGGCACACGGCAGCUCGCUCUUCCCGAAGGAGAAGUCGGUGAGCCGGGAAGGCCUCGCGUCGAGCACGUCAAGCGAGACGUCCAGUAGCGUCCUGCGAUCCAAGUCGAGCUCGUCGUGUUUGUCGCUGUCAAGUCGCGAGCUGACGGCGGAGGUUGAACGUGGCGGUGCUCUGAAGAAGGUGCCCAGCAGCGGUGUGAGUGUUGGUGAUGUCGAUGAAAAGAAGGAAAAUGUCACUGACAAUGAUAAGGGAACAGCGGCAACAAAGAAAAGAGGGCAAACAGAAAGAGAGGAAAGAACCGAUUCAGAGAAAGGAGAGAUAUUAAGAAGUGUUGGUGCAGGAGGUGGAGAUGGAGCAGAGAGUAGUAGGGACGUUACAGAGGGCGGUGCAGGCAGCCCUCCACCUACAGGCAGGAAAAGACCUGCCCUCAAGAAACAAAAGGCCUCUAUUAACGAAAGUGACGCGAGUGACGUGGAAACUCCCAUUGUUAUUGAAAUCAGUCAGGCACCGAAAGCGAGCCAGGCAGAGGCGACGCCAGAACAGGACGAGGACCACCUCAGCAUCCCCAAGGGAGCCUGCAUCGUUAAGCAGAGCUCCCUCAACGACGAGUUUAUCUGCAUCGACAGGCUUCUGGAGAAAGAAAAGCUGAAACAGAGCAUUCAGAAACAAAGCUCCCUGAACGAAGAUCUCAUCUACGGCAACAGACCCGAGAGGCGGGAAAGUCUCCGCGAGUCCCUCUUCACCACUCAGUUUCGGCGGCUGCAGAACAUCCGUGAUAGCUUCCAGCGACUCCGCACGGCGAGUCUCGACCGCUUUGAAAGGGAAAAGUCAGACUCCUCUCUUAAGAAGGGCAUCGUGAAGCUCCUUCAGUCGUGGAAAAGCGAAAUCCUGGUGCCUAAGGAGACUAAAUCCCGCGAGGGGACGGAGGACGAGUCUGGAGACGCCGAGACCCGCUGCUCGGACGCCAGUCUGACCGACGAUCAGAAACACACGGAAGCCCAACGCAAGGGUCAGGGAAUUUACCAGCUGGGGAGAUCCUGUGAGGGCGGGGAGGCUCUGAGGACGUGUGUGAUGGAGAAAAAGUUACUGAGUAGAGAGCCGAGUGAGCGAAAACCUUCCCGCGAGGAAAGCUCCGACAGUUCCAAGGAAAACAGCUUCCAGAGCGACACGAGCCUGGACUCCGAGGACAGCUGUGUGUCUGUGAUAUUCGUGCCCAAGCCAGGCCAGGCCGGGACAGCCGAUGCUGAUAAGGAGAGGCACCGUUCCGUCUCCUCGGAGUCUUCGGAAGGCUCUGACAAACAACACUCCCCGAAGUCCCCCAGGUCCCCUAAGUCUCCCAAGUCCCCAGGUCCGGGGGGCGGGCGGUACUUUACGCCCAACCGCUUCCUUGGAACCAAGGGCGGGGUGAAGACAGGACCCAAGAUGGGGACACAAGUGCUGGCCGGAGCCAGCCGACCUGAGCCACAGCGCCGCGUCAGUCCGCCUUCAGACUCCCUCCCGGAGACCACUGCCAGCCCCGCAACCGCCCCGGGGCCCACCGUCACACCCACCCCCGAGAAAGUAAAGACUGAAGCGGCGCCACCAGUGGUGCGUGAAGCGCCUGCCAUCAAAACUGUGGCGAGCCAGGCGCCGCGGCCUGUUCUGGGCCGUGGAGGCAGCGGGCUGGCACGAGUGAUGAGUCACUGCGGCUCGACGCCUCCCGCCACGCCGCCUCCCAAUGUUACCACGGGCUCCUACUUCUCGUCCCACACCCCACUGCCUCCGAGGACGGUGAUGAGCACCGAGCCUUCGGCACCGCCGCCGCCACAACCAUCGCCGCCUUCAGUGAGGCAGCACGAGUCACCCACAGUGCCCAAGGUGCCGCCCCCCAUCACUGCCGCUCCCCCCUCCCAGCCACUCCACUCUGCCCACUCGUCUGCCCCAAGCACUGGGGGCGGCAAGCAACACAUCCUCAAGUACGAACCGCAGGUUGUGAAGCGGGACACCAGCUUCACGCAGCAGCUGUCCUCGCUCCUGCUGGGGGAGAACAUCGAGAUCAUCCGCAAGACAGGCAGCAGCGGCAGCAGGAACGUGCAGAUCGUGCGCAAGACAGUGCCUCGCUACCUCACCUUCGACGUGUUCAACCCUGAGACGGACGACCUGGACAGCGACUCGUCUGCUUCCUCCUCCCCGAACUCCGGCUCCUCUGUCAUUGAGCGCGGGUGGCCAACUGAAAAGGACAUCGAGGAGCUGGACAAGGAAAUAAAACGGCGGGAGGAGGAGGAGCGGCGGCGAGCGGUGCCUUCUCCAGGGGCGGCGGCGGCGGCGGAGAGGAACGCCCCACCGCCAGCAGAGAUACCUAAGUUGUCACUAGUUGAGGACGUGCACCGCAUGGACACUAUCAGUGAGGACGCCCGUGAACACUCAGGGUCGGAGGUGUACCGGGGCCUCGCGGACAGGCGCCGCAAUGCAGCCCAGUCAGCAGCCUUCACCAGGUCCUCCUCCGUCAGCCGUGCCUUCGUCGACCAGACACUCGGGACGUCGCGGCGGGAGGCGGAGAGUGGAAAGCAGCGGCCAGUCAGCAUGGGAUCGGCGCCCUCCUCCUUCCUCAGCACAUCUUCAGCGGGCAGCUCAGCGGGCGCGACAGGGGACGGUGCGCCGGAAGCCAGCUUGAAGAGAAGCCCCAAAGCCCGGCGGAAGCUGACCAUCGCCCAUCUGGAUCAGCCGUUGUCCCUCCAACCCGCCAUGGAGCAUAAGCCUGAAUCCAGAAGGCACAGCCGGAGUCCAGAGCCGCUACUGGACCGACAGAGCCUGAGGAGUCGCGUGCCCGAGCGCCACCACCAGCAAGCCAAGGCGCUGUCCCCAAUGGGCACCGACCCGCUCUCUCGCAGUGGGGACAUGAAGCCCUGGGCAGAGGUGGCCAUCAAGCCCCUCACCGAGACCGUUAACCUGCCACCACCCUCCUCCUGGAGGGGGCGCUACUCCCCCGAGGGCAUCUUCAAAGGUUUGUCUGAGUUUGAGAAGAAAAAAUCUCAGGAAGCGAGGAAGAGCGGCCUGGAGCUCCCCUUCGGUGCGCCUUGUCGAGGAGCGCUCUCCCCCAGCAGCAGCGUGUCCUCUACCUCCCCCUCCGUUCCUAAGGAGCUCGGAAAGGAGGAUGCCGCCUCCAGGAGUCCGCUGCUCAGCUCACCGACGCCCUCCACCAGCAGCGGAGAGUCCCGUUCGGGCUCGCACGUAGCUAUGUCGCUGUUCCGCGAGGGACCCUUCUCCCUAGAUUUGUUCAAAAUGAGUCGUAGCGAGAGCAGCCUCCCGCUGCUGAGCCCUGAAGACCAUCGGCCUAAUCAUGGCACCUUCAGGGAUCCCGUACGGCCUCUGGUGCUGCCCGGACCCAGGAAGACCUCCAGGCUAGGAUCAGAAGAUGAGACAGAGAGCAAGGAAGCCAGCCCUCGAGGUUUCAAGGAGCAACCGUCGCUAGCCAGAGAAGAGACUCCCCCACGGUCGCGGAGGCAACACUCGAGCCCCCUCAAAGUGAGGAUUGAGGACACCAAAUCACAGAAGGAGAGCGAGGACGGCAAGAAGACAAAAUGUCGCUUGUGUGCACGUGAGAACGAGAAGCGACAAAAGAAGCGUCGGGAGGAGCAAUUGGCCAGCGUGCAGCUGUCCCGCGAGCAGAUCCUGGCGGGAGGUGCUCGGCGAAGGGCUGCAACCCAGGGCAAGGCCGAUGGUCCUCGCCGUGGAGAAUUGCGCUCUCAAGGGUCACUAGACUCAGCCACGGAGCAGAAGGAGGCAGCCUCGUCCAGGUCCACUCCGCCUCUGGUGCGGAGCGGUUCCCUGGAUCUGGAGAAGGCAGAAAGGACGCAGAAGAUGAACAGCCUGAGCCGCGACACCUCCACCUCGCAGGACUCCCUCCAGAGCGACAUGGGGGGCGCGCCCACCCUGCACCGCUACUACCACGUGUUCCGCGAGGGUGAGCUGGACCAACUCAUCGAGAAGUACGUGCACAACCUGCACAUCAUCUCCUCCUACUACGAUCACGCCAACUGGUGCGUCGUGGCCGAGAAGGUGCAGGUGUGGACCAUAUGAGGCACCGCUGCUCUCUGUGUGUGUAUGUGUGUGUGUGUGUGUGUGUGUGUGUGUGUGUGUGUGUGUGUGUGUGUGUGUGUGCGUGCGUGCGUGCGUGCGUGCGUGCGUGCGUGCGUGCGUGGGUGUGCGCGCGCGCGCGCGCGUGUGCGUGCUUGCGCGCACCGACCCUCCGCCGGCCAGGUGCUGCUGCUGAAGUGGGUCUGACGCGGAUGUUCUGUGUCUACUGAAGCGGGUACAUGUUUACUGAAGCAGGCCGUCGGUCCGAGUGCUGCUGGGCCAUGAAACGAAGUAAACUGAUAACUGAACUGCUGCCGCCCUGCUGAGAGUCGCUGAUCCGCCGAGGUGGAAAUAACACUUUUUUUUUUCUUUUUUUUUCACGUCAAACGGACGAACUCUCAUCGCCUUAACGCUGAACUGUUCACUUCCUUAUCACUACUUAGCGAACCUUAACACUGACUGGGUGUGUGCGUGGGGUGUUGUGCUGCUGCUUGUGGAAUGUGCGUGCAUGUGUCCAGAAAGACGAGAAGUGGAGCUUGUAACACGACGAGAACCAAGACGACAACCACCACAACCGCGACGAGGAGAAGGAAAGGCAAGUGGCUGAGUGAGAAAAUACAGAAUGGAAGACUGAAGGAAAGGAAUUACGUAUAGAUGUUUAUAUGUUGAAGAGAAGAUUCGCUUUCGUCUUGUGAUACUCUCGUCAGUGAAACACGGCCUUGCUUCCUCAUCACUUUAACUUGAAGGAGUCUUGGAGGUCUUGGUUGUAUUUUCUUUGUGUUCCUUUGUGUUUCUUAUGCACUGCUUGUGGUGCAUUACUGACACGUUCCUUGUUUUUCCUCUGUUUUAGUUGAUUUUCUGUGUAAUCCGUGUUGCUAUAACUGUGUGUGUGUGUGUGUGUGUGUGUGUGUGUGUGUGAAUGAUGACAAAUUCAAUUUACAUUUUAAAUUACUGAAGUAAAUCCUUGCUUUUGUUGUUUUCCGCAUAUUCUGCAUCCUUGUGUGUGUGUGUGUGUGUGUGUGUGUGUGUGUGUGUGUGUGUGUGUGUGUGUGUGUGUGUGUGUGUGUGUGUGUGUGUGUGUGUGUGUGUGUGUGUGUGUGUGUGUGUGUUCUUCCUCAGUACACAUCAUCACUUAUUCACGAGAGCAGCCGCGUCGCUUAGGGCAGGGGUGCACUUGGCUAAAUCCUCCCAACCUGCUCACCGUUCAGCCUCCCUCUAUGUAUUCCUUGUCUCCCGGGAUAACAGUAACAGAACCACACGCACGUUCCUCCCUCGGAUUUCUUUCAUGGGGCCUUGGUGAAGGGGUGAAGCCUGGAAUCUCAAAACACUGCACGAUAUUUUAUUUUUUUUUUUUUUUUUUUGUCAUUUCAAUUGGUGACGUACUGGGCAUCCAAAUUUUCGGUUUUAAUCUUCGUUCAUGUACCGUCGGGAUCAGAAGACGCUCACUUUCACUGUGCUCUGUGUUUUCCCUCAGUCUUAAGUCCUCCAAUAAACUGAUAGUCUGCUUACAAAAUCAGAUAAUUGAUAGAUUCUUGGCAGACCUAAGGACUUACGAUUGAUGAAAAACUAAAUGCAUAGUAAACUGGUGCAGUAUGUUACGUACUAGAUUUCUGACCAUGACUGUACAAUCCGCGGCUGAUGCUGUAUGCAAGUAGUGUCGGCAACUUGGUCAUACGCAUGUUACAAUACAAUAAUUUUAAUUGGAGAAAGCUAUAGAAAACAUAAUAAUUGGACUCAGGCAUACUCGUUUACAUACAAUUUUUAAUGCCUUUAUAAUCUAACACAUCAAACGAAUAUCAGCCAUCCCAACUAUUUUUGGAUGCAGUAGGAUAUGUUAGGUUAAGUGACUUCUAAUCUGACGUAAUCUAUCAUAACCUCACUUUACCUAACCUAACCUUACCGAGCACAACAGUAGCUAUGGUGGUUUAUGUUCAUGGGAUUCAAUCUAACAAUCUCGCUCUCUACUCAAGUUACAGCGCAUUAAGAUUGUUUACGCUAAAUUUCUUUCUCUUUCUCGUUAAAUAAUCACAAUUAACCUGUUUCCCAGUUUGGUCUUCAGUAUCUAACAACCGUGCAUUUCAUUCGUGUCUGAAGUUGCAACUCACUAAGACAAUUUUACUUUCAGUUCUCUUUCUCGUAAAAAAAUCAUUAUGAAACCGUUUCCCGUUUUGCUCAACAGUUAACUUUCUGCUUGACGUUCACAGUGUUGGCUAGUGACCACCGCUCGAAGGAAAGGGCCAAAGUGCUGAGACAUGAGAUAGUAUGCUGGGUGACACUCGUCCUCACACACACACACACACACACACACACACACACACACA